AUGCGCGACAACCAGCGGGUCGUGUACACAUCACCCAUCAAAGCGCUGAGCAACCAGAAGUUCCGCGAGAUGAGCCAGGAGUUUGGGGACGUGGGGCUCAUGACUGGCGAUGUUACGAUCGCGCCUAACGCUACAUGCCUGGUUAUGACGACGGAGAUUCUCCGGAGCAUGCUGUAUCGGGGAUCCGAUUUCGUGCGGGAGGUGGGGUGGAUUAUAUUCGACGAGGUGCAUUACCUGAGGGACAAGGAGCGAGGGGUGGUGUGGGAGGAGAGUAUCGUCAUGGCUCCCAAGUCCUCCCGCUUCGUCUUCCUCUCGGCCACUGUGCCCAACGCACGCGAGUUUGCUGAGUGGGUGGCUAAGGUGCACCAGCAGCCCUGCCACAUCGUCUACACGGACUACCGCCCCACACCGCUUCAGCACUACAUCUUCCCCGCAGGGGGCAUGGGCCUGUUCCUAGCCGUCGACGAGAAGGGCAAGUUCCGCGAAGCUUCCUUCCAGAAGGCGAUGAACGCAGUGGAAGGGGGGGAGGGCGGCGGAAAGGGGGAGGAGGGGGAGGACGGGGGGAGGAAAGGGGGGAAGUGGGGGAAGGGCAAGCGGGGAGCGGGAGGGGGCGGCCCCGGAGGGGGAGGCGGAGGGGGGAAGAAGGGGGAGGAGAGUGAUAUAUACAAGAUCGUGAAGAUGAUAAUGCAGAGGCAGUAUGAUCCGGUGAUUGUGUUCUCGUUUAGCCGCGCCGACUGUGAGGCGCUGGCGCUGCAGAUGUCUCGCAUGGACCUGAACGACGAGGAUGAGAAAACUCUCAUUGAUGGGAUCUUCAGGAAUGCCAUUGACAGUUUGGCGGAGGAAGACAAGAAACUUCCACAGGUGAACAGCAUGCUGCCGCUGCUGCGGAGGGGCAUCGGCAUUCACCACUCGGGGCUUCUGCCGCUGCUGAAAGAAGUGAUUGAAAUCCUCUUCCAAGAAGGGCUGCUCAAGUGUCUGUUUGCCACCGAGACAUUCAGCAUCGGGCUCAACAUGCCGGCCAAGACGGUAGUUUUCACUAACGUGCGCAAGUGGGACGGCACCAAGUCCCGGUGGCUGUCAGGAGGCGAGUACAUUCAGAUGAGUGGGCGAGCGGGCAGGCGAGGCCUGGACGACCGGGGUAUCUGCAUUCUCAUGGUGGACUCAAGGAUGGAACCUGCAGUAGCCAAGGGGAUGGUCAAGGGCUCUGCUGAUCCUCUUGUGAGCGCCUUCCACCUGUCGUAUAACUUCAUUCUGAACCAGCUGAGGAGCCCCGAGGUGGAGAUACAGCAGACCAUCAGAAGCUCCUACCGCCAGUUUCAAUCAGACAUAGCAUUGCCAGCCCUGCAGGCACGCUUGCAAGCCCUUGAAGCCGAGUAUUCAUCAAUCAACAUCCCUGACGAGUCAUCCCUCCUCGCCCUCCUCUCCCUCCGCCGCCAACUCUCCGCCCUGAGGGCUGAGAUCCGCUCCUUCAUCACCGCCCCCCGCCACGCCCUCCCCUUCCUCUCCCCUGGGAGGGUUGUGCGGAUACUGUGCAAGGGGGGAGGGGGAGGGGCGGGGGGAGGGGAAGGGGAAGGGGAAGGGGAGGGCGGAGGGGAAGGGGGGGAGGGGGGGGGAAUCGGGAACGAGGAGGAUGUGACUGUAUGGGGCGUGGUGGUGAAUUUCAAGAAGGUGAAUCGGAAACGAGGAGUGGGAGGAGGGGAGCUGCAGGAUGAGGCAGCGGAGGCAGCAGCUGACGUGGCAUAUGACGUGGACAUUCUCACGCGGUGUGUGGAGGAAGGAAGUGCAGGGCGCAUGGGGCUGCCUGGAGGGCCCAGGAAGGUGCUGGACGGCAUAAGUGCAGUGCGACUGUUUCUCCCCAAGGACCUGAAGCACAAGGAGCCAAGAGAGGCCACCCUGAUUCCCCCCUAUGCUUCCUUCUCCUGCUCUCUUCAUCCUCGUUAUAAUCCACCCCACUUCCAGCUGGAUGGCAUAAGUGCAGUGCGCCUGUUUCUCCCAAAGGAUCUGAAGCACAGGGAGCCAAGAGAUGCCACCUUAAAUUGCUCUUGUGCUUCCCUCUCCUCUGUUUAUACCCGUCAUAAUCAAACCCUUUUCCAGCUGGACGGCAUAAGUGCAGUGAGGCUGUUCCUUCCCAAGGAUCUGAAGCACAAGGAGCCAAGAGAGGCCACCCUGAUUCCCCCCUAUGCUUCCUUCUCCUUCUCUAUUUAUCCCCGUCAUAAUCAAACCCUUAUCCAGCUGGACGGCAUAAGUGCAGUGAGGCUGUUUCUCCCCAAGGAUCUGAAGCACAAGGAGCCAAGAGAGGCCGCCCUAAAUUCUUCCUUUGUUUCUCCUGCGCACUUUAUCCUUGUUAAUCAACCUCACUUCCAGCUGGAUGGCAUAAGCGCAGUGCGUCUGUUCCUCCCAAAGGAUCUGAAGCACAAGGAGCCAAGAGAGGCCGCCCUGAAGUCGCUGCAGCAGCUGCUGCUGAGAGCCGGGGCGGAUGGCGUGCAGAUGCUGGAUCCUGAAGAGGAUAUGGAGGUCAACAGCUCAGCGUAUCGCAAGGCCGUGAGGAGAGCCGAAGCACUCGAAGCGCUCAUCGCCUCCCACGCUCUAGCCUCGGCGCCGGACCUGCAGGUUCGGAUCCGGGAGCUGGCUCGGAAGAGCAAGCUGAAGGGCGCACUCAAAGUGCUUAAAAAGGAGGUCAAGUCGGCGGGCGGGCUUAUAUUGAAGGACGAGCUUAAAGCGAGGAUGAGGGUGCUGCGGCGAUUGGAGUACAUUGACGAGGACGAAAUUGUGCGUGUUAAGGGCCGGGUUGCCUGUGAGAUUUCCAGUGCAGACGAGCUGGUGGUGACAGAGCUGCUCUUCAGUGCCGCGCUGGCGGACCUUCCUCCCGAGACCGUGGCAGCGCUGCUGUCGUGCUGCGUGUGGCAGGAGAAGGGCGCGGGCGGGGCGAAGAGACCCAGGGAGAGCCUGCAGGGGCCGCUGGCGCAGCUGAGGGAGAUUGCAAGGCGGAUAGCACGCGUGCAGGAGGAGUGUAAGAUUGCCCUUGAUGUGGAAACAUAUGUGGCCUCAUUCCGCCCGGAUAUCAUGGAGGCGGUGUUUGGGUGGUGUCAUGGCACCGCGUUCGCUGAUGUGCUGGCAGCUGCUGACACGUUUGAGGGGUCGCUCAUCCGCGCUAUGAGGCGAUUAGAGGAGCUGCUGCAAGAGAUCAUUUUGGCGAGUAAGACUAUUGGAGAAACAAGCCUUGCUGAAAAGAUCUCUGCAGCAAGUGAGAAGCUCAAGAGAGGGAUUGUGUUUGCAGCAUCUCUUUACCUAUGA
Molecule: messenger RNA, 3294 nt
Organism: Closterium sp. Yama58-4
Lineage: Eukaryota; Viridiplantae; Streptophyta; Zygnematophyceae; Desmidiales; Closteriaceae
Source: the annotation of a GenBank genome assembly